GCAUGAUACUAAUCAAGCAAUCACUUUGCUUAACCAUGUCUUCCCUUGUCAUGCUCUCUGCUGCUGUCCUCCUCGGCCUCCUCCUGCCUUCUUCCAGUGCCUACAACAUUCUCUAUGGCGGCGACACGCUGAGCACCGGCCAAUCCAUCACCCAUGGGGCCUAUACCUUCAUCAUUCAGUCCGACUGCAACCUGGUCCUGUACGACAACGGCCGGGCCGUGUGGUCCUCCGGCACCUACGGCCGAGGCCGCAACUGCAUCCUCAGCAUGCAGACCGACGGCAACCUCGUCAUCUACGACGGCAGUAAGAAGGCUGUUUGGGCGAGCAACUCACGUGGCUCGCAGGCCAACUACAUCCUCGUCCUGCAGCGCGACCGCAACGUCGUCAUCUACGGCGCUCCGAGGUGGUCAACCGGCACCCACACCGCCAAUUCCGAAGGCGUCGUGAUCGUCAAAAGCGAUCAGAACGAUAUUAGCUUCACUCCGAUGACCCAGGACAGGAAGAUCGCCAUGGUGACUAAUAAUUAAUUGCUUCACUACGAAUAAAAUGAUUAAUAAAAUGAACUAAAGGCGAUCGAGGCACAAAUAAUUAUCUACGGGGUAGCCUACCGCGGGAUUUGAAACUUAGAUGGUUAAUUAAUCGUUGAAUUGAUUAACCAUUGGAGUGUCUGACUCGCUGCACCAUUGCCCCGGGCAACCUCCCUCGUAUAUAUAUGGUUAAUUAUCUUGUUUUCUGCCACUGUCAGGAUGUACUGCUUGCUCUGUUUUUUUUUAAACAAAAAAAAUUAAGUUUAA
Molecule: messenger RNA, 794 nt
Organism: Zingiber officinale
Lineage: Eukaryota; Viridiplantae; Streptophyta; Magnoliopsida; Zingiberales; Zingiberaceae
Product: mannose-specific lectin-like
Exons: 1
Coding region: 3-527 (174 amino acids)
Source: RefSeq, a predicted model, not a curated record